AUGGAACCAAACAACCAAACAAGUGUAUCUGAGUUUAUCCUCCUGGGACUUUCAGAAAAACCAGAACAGGAGACUCUCCUCUUUGCUCUGUUUCUCUGCAUGUAUGUGGUCACAGUAGCGGGAAACCUGCUCAUCAUCCUGGCCAUCAGUUCAGACCCCCACCUCCACACCCCCAUGUACUUCUUCUUAGCCAAUCUCUCCUUGGUCGAUUUCUGCCUGGCCACCAACACUGUCCCCAAAAUGCUGGUAAACAUCCAAAUCAGGAGCAAAUCCAUCUCUUAUCCUUGCUGCUUGACCCAAAUGUACUUCUUCCAUUUCUUUGGCAUCAUGGACAGUGUCUUAAUUGCUGUAAUGGCUUAUGACAGGUUCGUGGCUAUCUGUCACCCCUUACACUAUACCACCAUCAUGAGCCCACAACUCUGUGGCCUGCUGGCUGGUGGCCUGUGGAUGUUGUCCUGCUUCAUCUCCCUCACCCACAUCCUCCUGAUGGCCCGUCUGGUUUUCUGUGGCAACAACAAAAUCCCUCACUACUUCUGUGACCUCACUCCCCUCCUCAGACUUUCAUGCACCGACACCUCUGUCAACAAGAUCUUUGUGCUCAUUGUGGCAGGCAUGGUGAUAGCCACACCUUUCAUAUGCAUCCUGGCCUCCUAUGUGCGCAUCAUUGUGGCCAUCAUGAAGGUCCCCUCUGCAGGUGGCAGGAAGAAAGCCUUUUCCACCUGCAGCUCCCACCUCUCCGUAGUUGCACUCUUCUAUGGGACCACCAUUGGGGUCUAUCUGUGUCCUUCAUCUGUCCGCACUGCUGUGAAGGAAAAGGCAUCCGCUGUGAUGUACACUGCAGUCACCCCCAUGCUGAACCCUUUUAUCUACAGCCUGAGGAACAGAGACCUGAAGGGGGCCCUGAGGAAGCUUGUCAACAGAAAAAUCACCUCAUCUUCCUGA
This is a messenger RNA of Sus scrofa (pig), 942 nucleotides long. It is a transcript of the gene R1C1, whose product is annotated as R1C1 olfactory receptor. Gene Ontology annotation, biological process: G protein-coupled receptor signaling pathway. Gene Ontology annotation, molecular function: G protein-coupled receptor activity; olfactory receptor activity. Lineage: Eukaryota; Metazoa; Chordata; Mammalia; Artiodactyla; Suidae. The record is from RefSeq and is a predicted model, not a curated record. Gene Ontology annotation, cellular component: membrane.